CAAGCUUGCCUCCAUGUGGCCGCAAACAACAGCAUUUCCGUCAGCCAAUUCAGUUCUCCAUAUGAAUUCUUAUAUUUCUGUAAAUCAUGACAAAAGAAACGAUUUUGCGCAUACAAAGAAGUGAUAGUCUUGGUGACUUUGUCUUGGUUAAAGUUGCUAGGUCAGGCCGCUCAGAGCUUGAUCUAACACUGGUUGCCACAGAGGGGGAAGCUCCGUAUCGAGGUUUAGUGAAAUCGACUCAGAUUGAUAAAUUGCGCGCCAAAAAUUACCAGGGCACUGUCGACGAGUGGGCCGGCAUUCUUGCAUACGCACUUGGGCAGAAACAGCCUGCAUCGGUGCCCGAAGAGCAUAAGGCAGGGUUGGAAAUUGCAGCCACAGUUAAACAAAACGAAGAUGAUGAGAGCGACAAGGAGAUUGUCGUCACUUUGAGAAAGAGAAUCGAUACAAUUACUCAAAGAUUAGGAACCAUAUCUCUCAAGCAGGAUGAUGACCAGGCCAUCCAGCUUUUUGACUGGACUGGUCUGGCGGUGACGCGGGCGGAUGAACUGGAGGAAGGACUAACCUCCUUAACUGCUAAAUAUGAUGCAGUAGAAACCACCAUUAACAAGCUGAACUCGCAAUUGCAGGAAUUAAUAAAGAUCAAAUCGGAGCACGAUGACCAGUUGAUUGCUAAAUUCGCCCAGCUGUUAAAUGAGAAGAAGUUGAAAAUUAGGAAUCAGCAACGCUUGCUAGCGUCUGCAAAGAUUGAUCCCGCGACAGUGGAUGAGAUGAGAACUUCUGAUCCCUCAGAAAUUGGGAGUUCAAGGCAACGCGGCAAGCGCAAAGCAGAAGAACCUUCCAUAUCGUCAGAGAGCGAGGAUGGUUUUGACACAAUGGAUAUAGACAAUAUUGGGAAGAAGGGUACUGCUAGUCGAGAGAAUGAGGAAGAGGGCGCGGGUGACGAGGACAAUUCUACGGAUUCAGAAGGACAGGAAACCCCGGAUCCACUCGAGGAUGAAACUGCUAGCGAAGAUGAAGUAGAAGCGCCGACAAAAGCUCCUAGUCCUCCACCAGCUAUAAAUGGUGGAAAGAGGGCUACACGUGCGUCGUCAAAGCAACCGACAUCUUCGGCAACUACGACAAAGAAGACGUCCAGCCCUCCACCACGUCGAGAGCUUCCCUUUACAAGGAAGCGGGGUCCCAUGAAACCCAACCCUGCGGAGCAGGGUGAUUCUGGUUCUGAUGAUGAGUUGUGA
Molecule: messenger RNA, 1235 nt
Organism: Histoplasma capsulatum G186AR
Lineage: Eukaryota; Fungi; Ascomycota; Eurotiomycetes; Onygenales; Ajellomycetaceae
Exons: 4
Coding region: 87-1235 (382 amino acids)
Source: RefSeq, a predicted model, not a curated record